AUGCAAUUACGAGAUAUGGCGCCCUCGUCGGCGCUGCUGGCCUCGCUGCUGGCCAUCCCCCAGCUGGUUUCCGCCUUCUAUCUCCCGGGUGUUGCGCCGACAUCCUACAAGAAGGGCGAUCUCGUCCCCCUUUACGUCAACAGCAUCAAGCCCGUCGCCGCUCUCUCCGACUCCCGGUUGCACUCGAUUGUGUCGUACGACUACUACCACCCCGCUUUCAAGUUCUGCGAGCCCGAGUCCGGGCCCGAGUAUGUGUCGGAGAGCCUGGGCAGCAUCCUGUUCGGAGACCGCAUCAUGACGUCUCCGUUCGAGCUCAAGAUGAAGAACAACGAGCAAUGCAAGCCGCUCUGCAUUCAAAAAUACCCCGCGGCCGCUGUCGCCUUCGUCAAGAGCCGUAUCGAACAAGGCUACAGCUUGAACUGGCUCGUCGACGGCUUGCCCGCCGGGCAGAAGAUCUACGACGACUUCACCAACACGACCUUCUACAACCCCGGGUUCCUGAUGGGUGGCGUUGACGAUAAUGGUAAGAUCGUCUACAACAACCACUACGACAUCUACAUCGAGUACCAUCCCGUCAACGGCGACGAGUCCCAGCUGCGUGUUGUCGGCGUCGUGGUCGAGCCGAGCUCGCGCGCUUACCCGGGCAUCCUUGACUGCAAGAACAAGAUGGAUCCCAUCAUCUUCGAGGAGGAUGGAACCGAGAAGGAGGUCAAGUUCUCGUAUUCAGUCUUCUGGACCGAGUCCAAGACGGCCUGGGCCACGCGUUGGGACAAGUACCUGCACGUCUUCGACCCCAAGAUCCACUGGUUCUGGCUCAUCGACACGGCCAUCAUCGUCAUCAUCCUGAUCCUCACCGUCAUGUCCAUCCUGGUCAAGACCCUCAGGAAGGACAUUGCUAGGUACAACCGCCUGGACCAAAUCAACUUGGACGACCUCUCGGGCACUUCGGCGCUGGAGGAUGGCGUGCAGGAGGAUUCUGGGUGGAAGCUGGUCCACGGCGACGUCUUCCGCAACCCUUCGAACCCUCUCCUCCUGUCGGUCCUCCUCGGAAACGGUGUUCAGCUCUUCGUCAUGACCGGCUUCACCAUCUGCUUCGCUCUCCUCGGCUUCCUGUCGCCCUCCAACCGCGGGUCGCUCGGAACCAUUAUCCUGCUGCUCUACACCCUCUUGGGCUUCGUCGGCGGUUACGUGUCUGCGAGGACCUACAAGUCGCUGCAGGGCGAGAAGUGGAAGAUGAACAUUGCGCUGACACCGAUCCUGGUGCCCAGCAUUGUCUUCGGGGCCUUUUUCUUCCUCGACCUCUUCCUCUGGGCGAAGCAGUCUUCUGGUGCCGUGCCCUUUACCACGAUGCUGGUCAUCAUCGCCAUCUGGUUCGUCUUGUCGGUGCCCCUGUCGUUCGCCGGGUCAUGGAUGGGCUUCCGCGCCUCGGUCCUCGAGCCCCCUGUCAGGACCAACCAGAUUCCGCGCCAGAUCCCGCCCACGACAACCUACCUCCGGCCGAUUCCUAGCAUGCUCAUCGUCGGUCUCCUGCCCUUCGGCGCCAUCUUUGUCGAGCUCUACUUCAUCAUGAGCUCCGUGUGGUUCAGCCGGAUCUACUACAUGUUUGGCUUCCUCUUCCUCUCGUACGGUCUCAUGAUCGUCACCACGGCCGCAGUUACCAUCCUGCUGGUGUACUUCCUCCUGUGCUCCGAGAACUACAACUGGCAAUGGCGCUCGUUCCUUGCCGCGGGCAUGAGCGGCGGCUACAUCUUCAUCAACUGCUUGCUGUACCUCUUUACCAAGCUGAACCUGAGCAACCUGUCCGGCACUGUACUCUAUAUUGGUUACAGCGCGCUCAUUUCCUUCUUGUUCUUCAUCCUCACAGGAUCGAUUGGCUACUUCGCCAGUUGGUGGUUCGUCAGAAAGAUCUACGCCUCCAUCAAGAUUGAUUAA
This is a messenger RNA of Colletotrichum higginsianum IMI 349063, 1932 nucleotides long. Its product is annotated as Endomembrane protein 70. NCBI's taxonomy places the organism in Eukaryota, Fungi, Ascomycota, Sordariomycetes, Glomerellales, Glomerellaceae. The coding region runs from base 1 to 1932 and encodes 643 amino acids. Gene Ontology annotation, cellular component: endosome; fungal-type vacuole membrane. The record is from RefSeq and is a predicted model, not a curated record. Gene Ontology annotation, biological process: protein localization to membrane; vacuolar transport. The transcript has 2 exons.